Molecule: messenger RNA, 813 nt
Organism: Anisakis simplex (herring worm)
Lineage: Eukaryota; Metazoa; Nematoda; Chromadorea; Rhabditida; Anisakidae
Source: the annotation of a GenBank genome assembly
AUGUAUUUCAAAUUUGAGAAUUUGAAUGAUGCAAGCCUAUUUCAGUUCACAUCCAGAGGUCUGUGGCAAGAUCUUGUCAUAGUGCACAGUCAUGGAAGAGCAAAACGUGAACAAAACAUGCUUGAAAACGACGAACAAGGCGAAUGUACCAAAUGUGUUCAGGUGCAGUGCCCACCUGGAUCACUUGGCCCACCAGGAGUUGACGGUGAGGCGGGAGUUGAUGGGGACAAGGGAAGAUCCGGAAAAUCUGGAUUGGAUGGUUUAGACAUGGCUCUUGAUGGUGAACCAAGCUCACCGUGUGUCAUUUGUCCAGUAGGUCCACCAGGAAAUCGUGGGCAACAAGGUGAACAUGGUCGAACAGGAGGGCCUGGAGAACCAGGUCGGCAUGGUAUAUCGGGAAGGCCCGGUAGACCUGGUCGUGUUGGCGAGGCAGGCCCUCAAGGACCUGCUGGAGAACUUGGCGAACCUGGAAUUAAGGGUCCUCCCGGUGACGAUUCCAUAGGCGGGACAGGAAUCAAAGGGCCACCAGGUCCUUCAGGACUGCGCGGUCCAAAAGGGCCGCCAGGACCAAAUGGUAUACCGUCAGGCGAUUAUGGCCCACAAGGGACGAGAGGAGAAGAGGGACCAACAGGACCAGAUGGAAAAAGAGGCGAGCAUGGCCCUUGGGGUCCAGCUGGUGCACCUGGAGGAAAUGGCGAACCUGGCAGAUAUUGUCCAUCUAACUGCGGCGUCCAGCAACUCGUUGGUCCUUCGAUUAGUGAUCUGGAUACUUCGGAUGAUUACUUCAUGACGUUUGGACAGGAAGAACGUUAA